Hibiscus syriacus is the source of this 1092-nucleotide messenger RNA. Its product is annotated as probable WRKY transcription factor 7. Gene Ontology annotation, molecular function: sequence-specific DNA binding; DNA-binding transcription factor activity. The record is from RefSeq and is a predicted model, not a curated record. The transcript has 3 exons. Gene Ontology annotation, biological process: regulation of DNA-templated transcription. Bases 111 to 1064 code for a protein of 317 amino acids. Lineage: Eukaryota; Viridiplantae; Streptophyta; Magnoliopsida; Malvales; Malvaceae.
UCAAUUAAGAUAUCAAGUUUUUGUUUCUCUAUAAAUCUAGAAAACUGCUGCUGGUUCUUAUUCGUUGUCAAAUUUGUGGUGGGUUUGGGCUUUUUUUUUGUUGAACAGAGAUGACUGUUGAAUUGAUGAUGGUAUACGGUGGUGCCGGCGGUGGUAAUUUUACAGGGAAAAUGGUGGAAACUGCUUUGAAAGAAGCUACGAAUUCUGGGAUUCAAGGUGUUGAAGAGUUAAUAAAUUUGAUGUCUAAAAGUCAAGAGCUUUUCGAUCAAGAUGUUCCUUUGAAAACCUUUUCUCCUUCAGAGUCGGCCAUGGAUAUCCAAGCUGUUACGGACAAGACUGUUAACUCUUUCAAAGAGGUUAUUUCUUUACUGGGUCGACCGAGAAUCGGCCAUGCUCGAUUUAGACGAGCCCCUGUUACUCACCAAAAACAAGACUCACAACAAGCUGUAUACAAGAUUCAAGAGUGCGGGUCUCCUUUUCAAGUAACCAAAUAUCAAGAGUCAGCUUUCAAGCCUUUUUGUUCGACCCCAAGCUGUAGUUUGCCUCCUUUGCCUCCAAAUCGCCUCCAUAACAAAAGCAGUGCUCAUUUGAGAUCAAAGACUGGUGUUUUGGAGAGAAAUGAAUCGGCUAGUACCAUAAAUUUCUCAUCUUCGCGGUCUUUGUCCGCUGGGAAUUCAACUUUGUCUUCCUCUUUGAAAAGGAAGUGUAAUUCAUUGGAUACUGCUGCUCUUAACCGUGGUUCAUCCUCUGUUCGUUGCCAUUGCUCUAAGAAAAGGAAAUCAAGAGUGAAGAAGAUCAUCAGAGUUGCUGCAAUUAGCAACAAGAUAGCCGAUAUACCUCCUGAUGAUUACUCGUGGCGAAAAUAUGGUCAGAAACCGAUCAAGGGUUCCCCUCAUCCAAGGGGAUAUUACAAGUGCAGCAGCGUCAGAGGCUGCCCUGCAAGGAAACAUGUAGAGCGAGCUCUAGAUGACCCAACGAUGCUCAUUGUAACAUAUGAAGCAGAUCACAAUCAUAGCCACAACAUCACCACUGUGUCACCAGCUUUGAUCCUCGAAUCAUCUUAGGUCCCCACCACUCAUGCAACCGGCCAUG